Molecule: messenger RNA, 4683 nt
Organism: Bactrocera oleae (olive fruit fly)
Lineage: Eukaryota; Metazoa; Arthropoda; Insecta; Diptera; Tephritidae
Source: RefSeq, a predicted model, not a curated record
CACUUCGUUUUGACAAGUAUCGACGUCGACGCAAAUUAAGUUCUGUCAAUGUCGAGCUUCGGGUGUGUGCGUGUGCAAAAUAUAAAAGUUGGUUGAAAAAAUUUGUUUUCUUUAGUUUUUGGGUAAUAAAACCGAUUUUACAAAACUCAAAAUGUACAUUCAACUAAAGAACUGUUCAAAAUCGUUCAAUGAUAUAUGUAAGUCAUCUGCGUCUAAAAAACAGUGCAGACAAUAAAAAAAAACCUAUUCAACGUAUCCGAAAUAUUUAUGUUUUUAUGCAGGAGUGAAAGGUGCAUCAAGUCACUUAAUGAGUGUGUUGUGAAUUACGAUAAGUAUUGGUACAAACAAAUUUAAAUGUAGUAAAAAUCCAAAAGAAUACUAAUAUAAUCAAAAUCAGCGUACAAACGCAAAGAAAGCAAGACUUAAAAAAAAAUCCAAAACCUCUAACCGCGAUGAAGUUGAGGGAAAGUACUGGAGAGGCAGCGUUUUACUACGCUGUUCUGCUAACAGUGAAUGUAACGUUGACGGCAAUGGUGCUAAUGGCGGCGUGUCUCUGGUGCAGGCGCCAACCUACAAAAGAUGAGCUGGGAGGAUUAGAAGGAAUGGUCAAAAUGACUAACCCAGAUGACAUAAUGGAAGUUAAGGUGUUAGCAAAUAGUGAAUCGCAAACGGACCUAAAUACUUCUGCUGUUUCAACUAGUGAUUCAGAGAAACGAGCAAGCACUGCAGCUCAUCGAAGUCUACCAGACAUACCAAUUGUAGAAGGUAAUGGCGAUAAUGGAUCCGAACUCUACGAGACUGUGGCGGAUAAGAACCAUUUAGUUGAGGAAAACGACCAAAACCAAAGUCCUGCACCCAGUUUGAAGAAACAAAUAAGCGUAUCUCAACACAGUUCCAUAAGCCAAGCAGAUGACAUUAGUUCGCCCUAUUCCAGGGUUAGGAAUCCACCUCAUGACUAUGCCAAAGUUCGCAACGCGGAACACCCCUAUGCCCAGGUAAACCCACCGUCAACUUCCGCGGCAGCUGCUGCAGCAGCCAUAGUGGCUGCUGGUAAUAGUAAUAGUAACGCCAUUCACAGUAGUCAGCCUCCUCAGCUUAAUGGCACAGUUUCGCGUAACUCAAAUCACAGCAGUGCUUCACAAAAUCUUAACGAUUCAAUAUCUCACGCUGAAAUCCCAGCUGCGUCGGCUAUAGCCGGAAUGAUCUCAGCCAGUCAAGAUCUUCCUUAUAUGACGCCGCCUAUAAUAAGUCAACACUUUAGUGGCGAUUCACAAGAUUCUUCAAAAGGUUACACUAGUAUCAGCGUUCGAGAGCCCCUAGCCAAUAUACUAGCUCAGCAACCUCCGAAACAAUCGCAGCGAGUAGCAGCUUUGACCCGUGAAACAAAUGAUUCACACUAUGCGACUGUGUCUGAUGAUUCAGAUGAAACUUAUGCAGCUAUCGAGGAUCCGAAUAUUCGCAACAAUCCAAAUGUCCUAACUGACAUUUACACAAGCGGCUCGGAGACAUAUGCACAAAUCCAGCCCAUGCAAUCUAACUCUAUGGUGGUAUCGGUGGAAAUUAAUAACAUAACCAGUAACGCUAAUCCGAAUUCUAAUGAAGCACAUAUUAAAAAAGCCCAAUCAGCAGACAAUACAGCGAUUACAGCGUCUGCAUCAAACCAACAUCAUCAACAAACCACAUUUGGUAGUCAGAGCCAUUCUAGGCCUAUUUCUGAACAUGUUACCCCGAUACCACCACCUGUAGACAGCUUGCGCACACAAAAGCACUCCAGACAGGCGUCCUCGUCAUCAAACAACAGUUCUUCAAUCUGUACAUUAGGUUCACCAAAACCAGAAAAACGCCAAGCUAACUCUCCACUACCACCAACUCCCAAAUCGAACAUUACCUCAGGUCGAAGUUCGGUUAUAUCUGUCAUUGAAUGUGGCGGCGGUACUGGAGAUAUAAAUAUAAGCGGGAUUUUAGCAGCGAUGUCGAAUACAGUAGUCAUCGCUUCAACCGCAUCAACUAAUGCAGUCGACGGCUCACCGCAAAAGAAUAAAACCAAAAGUCUAAGUCCGUCCAAAGAUAUCGAAGGAAUGUACGCCAAGGUUAGCACCGAAUUUAAUCUAUUUCAAAUUACUCAAUAUAGAAUUAGUGACGCGUUGUCAAUUUGUUUUAUAAACAUAACCAAAUUUCAGGUGAUGAAGAAAAACAAAUUGUCGCAGCACUCAGCUUCCUCUCAAAACAGCUCUCCAGUAAUGGCCCGUAAAAUUGGUGAUCACCUCGGGAUUAGUCCACUGGACAUGGCGGCGGCAGAGCUAAUGGAGUUGAAUCGCGCUAACGUAUUUUCGAUUCAAAAUCCCUCCGGUGAUAAAAGUCGCAUCCGCAGCAACAGUUAUGGUGCCAAGGAUCAUGGUUAUGAAACAAUACCUGCGGAUGGAUUACACCGAUCAUCGGCUUUAGAAAAUCGAAAAUCGGAUUGCUAUAGCAGUAUAUUGCAUAAAGAACGGCCAAAAGAGAUGUUACACAUAACCAGUCCGUCUUCAGCAAAAAUAAAACCACCGAUAGGGUCAGACCUAAGUAGUGACAAACAUUAUGAGACUAUUGCCGUGCCGCUUGAUACAACGAACAACAGCGAUCCCGGCUAUGAAACCCUAGAGAAGCCAACCAAACCAAAUCAUUCACAAAUAGAUAACGGGAAGAAAUUUUCUGACUAUGAUCCCAAUUACGAAGUGCUUGAGGGUCCGAAGUCGACUGGCCUUUCCGAUGAUGGCUAUGCUAAAAUCAACGAAAGAAAGCCUUUGGCCGUCGACGAAGAUUCUACUGAUGGCUAUAGCAAAGUAAAAGGUGAAGAAAUCGAAGAAGGAGCCACAGGUGGUUACAGUAUAAUUGCAACCGAUGCCAAUCACAACUAUGCCAGCAUCGCCGAAUCGAAAGCUGAAAUAAUUAGCGCCACCCCAGAUACCGAAGACUCGGAUCACUAUGCUCGCAUUGCUGAAGCACCGCGAAUACCGCAAUCUGCCUCUGAACUGCCACUCAGCAAUACCCAACAUUCAUCAACGGCAAAGCUUGAGGUGAGCGUUAUUUCUACUGGCACGCAUGAUACUCUAGCGAUCACCUCACCUUCAUCGGUCAACUCAUCCUCAUUGCUAGCCAACAGCUCCACAUUGUCAUCCACCAACGCGCUAACCGGCAGCAGCAGCACAGCCAGCUCGAUGAGUUCACGACAAACUCCAUCGACAUCUUCGCAAUAUGAAUCGCUUACAGGCAGCGAAGCGGAUCCCAAUUACGAAACCGUCUGCUAUACAAACACAGAAAAUGAAAAUCCAUACGAGAGGCUACAGACCGAAUACUCCGAUACACAACUGAGCAGCAGUAGUCCCCUAACGCCAGACGAGCUGCGUAUACAUACACACAAUGCUACAGCAAGAAUAAUCGAUGCCGGCAGCCCAAGCGCCUCGUCGACAGCAGCAACAGCAACAAACUCCAAUUCAACAGUAUUGUUAAAGUCGACAGGGAAUGGGCUAACGCCAAAAACGGGACACGAGAUACCAAGAGCAAAAAUGCAAAGUACCAGUGAACUGAAUUCCACAGAUGUAGUAGUCGAUGAUUACUUUCAAGUUUAGUAAAUUAAUUAGAGUUUAAUUGAGCUAUAAGCAAAUAUUUUUUAGUAACAAAUAAAUAUGUUAAUAUAUUUAUUAUUAUACUAUGUUAAGAUUAUAUGGGAGUGCUCCCAUACGUAUACCACGCGAACGCACUAAGUUCUUCCAAAUGGAUGUGACAGCAAAGCUGAUGCCACUGCACGACACAUUUCAAACACUUGUUUGUUGUUUUAGUGUAGUAUUGUAAAUGCCAGCAGUACAUAUCAUUGAGUAUGACGCUACUGCCUCAAUUUUGGCAUUUAUUUUAAAAAACGAAGGAGCAGAAGGCUCUUCUAGCAUUCAACCACAAAUAAAUCACACUUUGCGAAAUAUUCCCGAACUAUAUACAUAUAAACGCAGUCGCUUGGCUGUGCGUUAAAUAUUUUGUAAAAUCAUGUCAAACGUCCGUCGGCUCAAUCUUUGGCUGAAGCCCAAGCUGACAAUAUGUAAAUAUAAAAUAAGUAUAUUUUUUAAUAUUUUCACUCUUGCACACGUCUACGUAAGCAUGUUAAAAUAUAAAUCAUUAAAAUGUAGCUUUACAUAUGUGCAUAUGUAUGUUAUUAUUUAUUCAUAGACAAAUUAAACAUUGUAAAAAAUCGUCACGUGUCACACUUAACCAUUUAAUGCAACUAUAUAUUUCUAUAUACCUAUAGCAUAGGCAAACGACCGCAGAAAUUAUUAAAUAUAACAACAGCCAAAAUGUGAAAGUAAUUCGAACAGUAAUACGGUACGCCAAUCGCCAAGCGACAAAGCAAGGUGUAAUUAAGAUUAAGAUCUAAACAAAUUAGUUUAGUACAAUUACUGCAAAUGAUGCGACUUCAAUUGAAUGUUUUAAACAUUAGCAUUUAAUCAUUUGUGUAUUUAAGAAGCGGCUUACCAAUGUAAUACUUGAGUUUAUAGCACAAUUUAUUAUUUGUAUAAUUUUUAAGAAAUGUCUAUUCUUUUAUACUUUUGUAUUGUUUACUGUUUUCUUCCUUUGGUAUUUGUGCAAAUUAAUAUAUGUAAUUUGUAUAGUUAAUAAAACGUGUUUAUACUUGGAAAAAUUCUCCAUUGCUACAUA